AUGGGUCGGCGUUCAAUGAUGCAGUCAUAUGAAUACGGUGUAUACGGACAGGUGGCCUUGUUGGCCACCGUCGCCCUUGCAGUACAAGCAGUCGUUGUUCAAGCCGCUGAAGAUAGACCGCAAGGAGAUUUUAGAAAAUGUCUGGAAGUUUCACCAGAAUGUCCCGUCUAUGCUACGCUCUAUGGAUACACUCCUAACAUGGGCGCCAACGCCUUCCUCUGUGCCCUUUUCGGAGUUUGCUUCAUCUCGAGCGUCGUUAUCGGUAUCAUGACUAAGACUUGGACGUACACUGCAGCACUUGGUGUAGGAACCUUCCUCGAAACAGCUGGCUACGUCGGCCGAGUCAUCAUGAAUGGCAACCCAUGGAACGAAUCCGGCUUCAAACUACAAAUUUGCUGUCUUGUCCUGGGCCCAAGUUUUGUCGCUGCAGCCGUCUAUUUGACCCUGAAACACUUUGUGUUGUACUGUGGACCGGAACACUCUCUGCUCAAGGCGAACCUGUACCCCUGGAUUUUCAUCGGGUGCGACUUCGGCUCCAUCGUUCUGCAGGCAGUAGGCGGUGGUAUGGCUGCGGCGGCUGGCACCAAGAACGUUAAAUUGAUCAAUGCUGGUAACAACCUUAUCGUCGCCGGUAUUGCCUUUCAGGUUCUGACCAUGGCCGUCUGCGGCAUCCUGGUCAUCAUAUACAUCUUCAGAUACCGAAAGGCUCGCUCCAACCAGGCCUCCCUGAACGAGAAGAGCUCAUACCAGGUCGACAAAGAGCAGGGUGGUGUAUCACUCGGAAAGAUUAAGCUCUUCGGUGCCAUGAUCACCCUUGCCUACACCACUAUCCUCAUUCGUUGUAUCUAUCGUCUACCUGAGAUGGCUGGCGGUUGGGGCAAUGCACUCAUGCGAAACGAGAAGGAGUUCCUUCUUCUGGACGGAAUGAUGCUUGCAAUUGCCUGUGUUGCCCUCACACUGUUUCACCCAGCUUACUGGUUCCCUCCCUUUGCUGCAUUCCGCCGCCGCAAGUAA
Molecule: messenger RNA, 1014 nt
Organism: Plenodomus lingam JN3
Lineage: Eukaryota; Fungi; Ascomycota; Dothideomycetes; Pleosporales; Leptosphaeriaceae
Cellular component (GO): fungal-type vacuole; plasma membrane
Source: RefSeq, a predicted model, not a curated record